AUGCUGGAUGGUGUGGAUGCCGUUGACAGUCCUACCGACUGGCAGAUCUUUGAUAAGGCCGCAGAUGCGACAUUCGCCAACCUGCCGACUUACACGGGCAAAGCUUUCACUCGCGAUGAUUGGGACCAGCUUUUUGGACCGUGCGAGGCUGUCACUGAUGUUGCCUCUAUGUUUGCGCCUCAGCUCAUCGAGGCGUACCCGGAAGCCAAGAUCGUCCUCGUGCGGCGAGACAUUGAACGGUGGUACAAGAGCCUCGACGAAAGCGUGCUCAAGGCCCUUUGGGGGCCCGUUCCAGAGUUCUUCGUCUCGUAUGUCGAGCCUCUCCUAGGGUCCGUGGCAGGACCUGCAAACCGAAAGAUAAUGUAUGGGUUCUUCGGGGCUUUAGACGUCGAGACCAUCAGGGCCAAUGCCCGAGAUAAGUAUCGACAGCAUUAUGAACAAAUCAAGGAGAAGGUUCCCGCGGAAAAUCUCCUCGAGUUCAACCUAGCAGACGGAUGGGAGCCACUAUGCAAAUUCCUUGGCAAGGAGGUUCCGGACAUGCCAUUCCCACAUGCCAAUGAAGCUGCAGCUUUGCGGCAGAAAAUUGUCCGGAAACAGAUGACGAUGUUACAAAGCGUGGUGUUUGCCCCGGCAAGGUUCGCGGCGCGCCUGAUUGGGUGGUAG
Phaeoacremonium minimum UCRPA7 is the source of this 663-nucleotide messenger RNA. RefSeq names its product putative nad dependent epimerase protein. The transcript is spliced from 2 exons. The record is from RefSeq and is a predicted model, not a curated record. Bases 1 to 663 code for a protein of 220 amino acids. Lineage: Eukaryota; Fungi; Ascomycota; Sordariomycetes; Togniniales; Togniniaceae.